AGUGCGCACACAAGGGGAGAAACAAAGACCGAUGCAGACUUACUUUAGCAGACAGGCAAUUGAGAUAAUUGAAGAAAAUUACAGGGUGGGCAAAGAGAGGAGUGUAAUUUCUCCAACAGAUAUCUUAUCAGAAGGAACAUUGUGACGGAGGGAGAGGGGGCCGGUUUCUAACUACGCAGACUGGACACCAUAGCACCUGUAACUUCGGCUCUCUGCUGUUGGGAGUGGGGGAUUACUGCAGUGCUGACAGGCCAAUAAAGCUGUAGCAUAGUGAGACUGCUCUUAAUACAGAGUGUAAACUGUAGAUUCGGCCGGAGAGAAGAGGAGGAGCUUCCACCAUGAGUUGUGGGUGGUUCCACAGAGACCUGUCGGGUCUGGAGGCGGAGGCCAUACUGAAGGCCCGGGGGGUCCAUGGCAGCUUCCUGGCACGACCCAGCAAGAAGAACCAGGGGGACUUCUCCCUCUCCGUUAGGGUGGGAGAGAUGGUGACCCACAUUCGGAUACAGAACACGGGGGACUACUACGACCUGUACGGGGGGGAGAAGUUCGCAACACUUUCGGAGCUGGUGGAGUACUACACCGUCGAGCAUGGCACACUGCAGGACAAGGAUGGCACCAUCAUCGAGCUCAAGUACCCUUUCAACUGCUCCGACCCCACCAAUGAAAGGUGGUAUCACGGUCACUUGUCUGGCUCAAAUGCUGAGAAGAUGCUUGGGGAACGGGACGAGCCUGGGACCUUCUUGGUGCGCGAGAGUCUCUCCAAACCCGGGGACUUCGUUCUCUCUGUCCUGACAGAGGAAAGGAGCAAGGGCCCAAAUAGCCCAAGGAGGGUCUCUCACAUCAAAAUCAUGUGCCAGAAUGAUAGGUACACCAUAGGUGGGUCCGAGAUGUUUGACUCACUGACAGACCUGGUGGAGCAUUUCAAACGCAAGGGUAUUGAGGAGAUGUCUGGGACAUGGGUGUACCUCAAACAGCCCUACUACUCCACCAGAGUGAAUGCGGCGGACAUCGACAGCAGGGUACGAGUGCUGGACAAGACGACAGACGGAGACGAGGAAGGAGGAGGAGAGAAAAAGAGCAAAGCUGGCUUCUGGGAAGAGUUUGAUUAUCUUCAGAAACAGGAAGCAAAGGUGAAAAAGAGCCGAGACGAAGGAAUGAGACCAGAAAACAAGAGCAAAAACCGAUACAAGAACAUUCUUCCCUUUGACGAAACCAGGGUGGUCCUGGAGUCUGGAGACCCCUCUCUUAUUGGCUCUGACUACAUCAAUGCCAACUACGUAAAAAAUAAACUGAGAGAGCCUGGAGACCAGAAGGUCUACAUCGCCACACAGGGUUGCCUUGCCACAACUGUAAAUGAUUUCUGGCAAAUGGUGUGGCAGGAACAGACGCGAGUUAUCGUCAUGACAACAAGGGAGGUCGAAAAGGGAAGGAAUAAGUGUGUUCCAUAUUGGCCAGAGCUCGAGGGCUCCAAAGAAGUGGGCAGGUAUGUGGUUACCUGUCAUUCAGAGAGAGAUGCCAUCGACUACAAGAUGCGAAUACUGGAAAUCACACCUCUCGACCAGUCAGAUGCACCCCGUGAAAUCUGGCACUACCAGUACCUGAGCUGGCCGGACCAUGGGGUGCCACAUGAGCCCGGAGGGGUGCUGAGUUUCCUCUCACAAGUCAACUCCAAACAGAUGGAAUUCCCUAACGCCGGGCCUAUGAUCAUACACUGCAGUGCUGGAAUAGGCCGAACUGGCACCAUAGUGGUGAUUGACAUGCUGAUAGAAACCAUCGAUACUAAAGGCCUCGAUUGUGAUAUUGACAUCCAGAAGAGCAUUCAGAUGGUGAGAGAGCAGAGGUCGGGUAUGGUGCAGACAGAGGCGCAGUAUAAGUUCAUCUACCUGGCUGUCUCUCAGUACAUCGAGACCACCAAAACCAAGAUGCAGGCCCUCGGGAACACCGAGACAGAGUACGGCAACUUGUCCCUGCAGCCGAAACAGAAAGCCAGUCGGAAGGUCUCCAAGAAUAAAGAAGACAUAUAUGAGAACCUGGGAGCAAAGGGCAAGAAGGAUGUCAAGAAACAGAAAUCAGAGGAGAAGAAAAGUGGUUCUGUGCGAAAGAGAUAAUGAGUGAAGAAUGAGCUGCUGUACCCUGUUUUAAACUACGACCAUCUUUUUGCCUUCAUUUUAUUAUUUUUAUCCACUUUAAAUAACUCCAUAUUUUAUUUAAAAACUCUUUAUUUGAUAUGACCCUCCAAAAUUACUAAUGUAUAUUGAAUGUGACUGAGAAAAAAAACAAAAACAAGAAGUUUGUUAUAUGCCUUCUUCUGUACUCCGUUGCCAUGGCAGCAAAAACGUCUGAUGGUCAGCAUGUUUUGGUUCAUGCAGACAUUGCCA
Megalops cyprinoides (Indo-Pacific tarpon) is the source of this 2378-nucleotide messenger RNA. RefSeq names its product protein tyrosine phosphatase non-receptor type 6 (gene ptpn6). Gene Ontology annotation, biological process: protein dephosphorylation. Gene Ontology annotation, molecular function: protein tyrosine phosphatase activity. The record is from RefSeq and is a predicted model, not a curated record. The coding region runs from base 339 to 2108 and encodes 589 amino acids. The transcript is spliced from 15 exons. NCBI's taxonomy places the organism in Eukaryota, Metazoa, Chordata, Actinopteri, Elopiformes, Megalopidae.